Molecule: messenger RNA, 2051 nt
Organism: Myotis brandtii (Brandt's bat)
Lineage: Eukaryota; Metazoa; Chordata; Mammalia; Chiroptera; Vespertilionidae
Product: membrane cofactor protein-like
Exons: 13
Coding region: 1-1806 (601 amino acids)
Biological process (GO): negative regulation of complement activation, classical pathway
Source: RefSeq, a predicted model, not a curated record
AUGAGGGCCUCUUACGAGCCGCUCAGGGCAUCUUCCCGCCGCCUGGAGAGUCCCUUUUCUUGGGGCUUCCUUGGGAUCCUAGUGCUGGCCCUAGAGCUCCUGCUACCCACACGCUCAGAUGCCUGUGAUGACCCACCAAGAUACCAAUCUAUGAAAAUCAAGGGUAAUCCUAAACCCUCUUAUAAUGCUGGGGACACAAUAGAAUAUGAGUGUCGCCUAGGAUACAAGCGUAUUGUUCCUUUUCUUCCCAUGUCUACUGUUUGUCAGCCCAGUAACACAUGGGUACCUCCUCUCCAGGAGGCUUGUACAAAAAAGGCAUGUCAACAGCUAGGAGACCUCGUAAAUGGCGACGUAGUCUACGCUAACGGAAGUAUGGAGUUUGGCUCACAAGCUCACUUUAAAUGUAAUGCUGGUUAUUACUUAAUUGGACCAAAAACCCUAUAUUGUGAACUCGCUGGAAAUAAUGUGGAAUGGAGUGAUAAUCUACCAAGUUGUGAAAAGGUUUUGUGUAAACCACCUCCAAAAAUACCAAAUGGAGAAUUCACCAAUAGCCACAAGGCUACAUUUGAAUAUAAUGAACUAGUAACUUACAGUUGUAAGCCUUCCGGUGGACCAGAUGAAUAUUCACUUGUUGGAGAGAGGAAGCUUAUUUGUAUUGGGCACGACAAAUGGAGUAGUAACCCUCCUGAGUGUAAAGAUGCCUGUGAUGAGAUACCAAGAUAUGAAUCUAUGAAAGCCAAGGGUAAUCCUCAGCCCCCUGUAAGUUCUGGGUUCGAAGUAGAAUAUGAGUGUCGCCCAGGAUUCAGGCUUAUUGUUCCUCUUGUUCGUCCCACCACCACUGUUUGUCAGCCUGAUGGCACGUGGGCACCUCCUCUCCAGGAGGCCUGUACAAGAAAAUCAUGUCUACAACCAGCAGAGCCCCUAAAUGGCCACGUAGAAGGAACUUUUCAGCUUGGUACACAGGCUAACUACUCUUGUAAUGAGGGUUAUUACUUACUUGGAUCACCAGUUAUACAUUGUGAACUUUCUGGAAAUGAUGUAGUUUGGAGUGAUGAGCCCCCACUCUGUGAAAAGAUUUUGUGUCAACCACCUCAACAAAUACCCAAUGGAGAAUUCAGCAAUAGCGACAAGGAUACAUUUGAAUAUAAUGAAAUGGUAACUUACCGUUGUAAAACUUCGAAUGGGCCAGAUGAAUAUUCACUUGUUGGAGAGAGCAGACUGAUUUGUUCUGGGCCAAACAAAUGGAGUAGUGACCCUCCUGAGUGUAAAGUGGUCAAAUGUCCAUAUCCAUCGCUCCCUGAUGGAACUAUUGUGUCAGGAUUUGGGAAAAAAUAUUACUACAAAGCAGAAGUUGAGUUUGAAUGCAACCAGGGUUAUUCCCUUGAAGGCAGCCGCAAAAUUGUCUGUGAAGCUAAUAGUACCUGGGUACCCGAGAUUCCUCGCUGUGUUAAAGAUGCCUGUGAUGAGAUACCAAGAUAUGAAUCUAUGAAAGCCAAGGGUAAUCCUGUGCCCCCUGUAAGUGCUGGGUUCUCAGUAGAAUAUGAGUGUCGCCCAGGAUACAGGCUUAUUGUUCCUCUUGUUCGUCCCACCUCCACUGUUUGUCAGCUUGAUGGCACAUGGGCACCUCCUCGUCUCCAGGAGGCUUGUACAAGAAAAUCAUGUCCACAGCUAGCAGAGCCCCUAAAUGGCCGCCUAGAAGGAAGUUUUCAGUUUGGUUCACAGGCUAACUACUCUUGUAAUGAGGGGCACCAUACUUUCCUAUUUCUUUGUAUGCCUUGUGAUUCUUUUCUUGAAUUGGACACUUGAAUUCUAAUAAUGAGGUAACUCUGGAAGUCAAAUUCUCCUUCCCAGGGCUUGUUAUUUUCUUAGCUCGUUUUAGUGUUUUGAUUGUUGUAGGGUCUGAGGAUCAGCCAAAUAUGUAAACUGAAGGCCUUCUCAGGUCUUUUCUGAGCCUUUCCCUGGGCAGGCACCGUCACCUAAUGUCCCCCACCUGUGCAUGUCCUAGAUUUGAUGUCUGUCUCCUGAAAGGGGAAAAAGCAAAAAUUGAAAGG